This is a messenger RNA of Helobdella robusta, 840 nucleotides long. RefSeq lists its product as hypothetical. The coding region runs from base 1 to 840 and encodes 279 amino acids. The transcript has 4 exons. NCBI's taxonomy places the organism in Eukaryota, Metazoa, Annelida, Clitellata, Rhynchobdellida, Glossiphoniidae. The record is from RefSeq and is a predicted model, not a curated record. Gene Ontology annotation, cellular component: endomembrane system; membrane.
AUGAAGGUUUUGGUUUUGUCUUUAACGGUCGCUCUCUUAUCAGUUUUGAUAAUUAGCUACAAUUUUUGGAAGCUAGAUAUUCAGGCUUUGCCUUUGUUCAUAAAAAAAUUAUUUGUUGAUAGUAAAAUUGAAGAUGACAAUAUUUUCAUCCGUAAAGAAAAUGGGAAACUCAUCACUGAAGAAUCCCUUGCCAGUUUUCGAGGAUAUGAUAAUGAUAAGAUUUAUCUUGCGAUAUUAGGUCAAGUUUUUGAUGUUACUUCGGGCAAAAGGCAUUAUGGCACGUCUGGUUCUUACAGCUACUUUGCAGGUAAAGAUGGCACAAGGUCAUUUGUAGACGGACUUUUCACAAGCGACGUUCCUGGAUAUGAAAUAUCUGAUUUCACUGGAAGUCAGCUUUUAGAAGUUUACAAAUGGAUUCAGUUCUAUAAUUCAAAAUAUACCUUCAUCGGAAAAGUUGUUGGUCGGUUUUAUGAUGAGAAUGGUGGUCCGUUGAAUGAAUUAACAUCAGCUUUUGAAAAGUACAAACUGGCAGUCGCUGAAAAAUUUCAACUUGAUGAACUUAAUAAAAUAUUCCCUUCAUGCAAUGUAGCCUGGAAAGAAAAUGAAGGGACGAAACUUUGGUGUACAAGUAAAAGUGGUAGCAUCGAACGUGAAUGGACUGGGAUUCCCAGAAGCUUCUUUGAUCAAAAUCUACAAAGCACAAGGUGUGUCUGUGUAAAAAAUACUGGAAAGCCCUCUUUUGAUUUUAUUCAAGAUCAAAACAACGGGGAUUUAAAUCAUCCAAAUUUAAAAAUUUUUGAUAAAUGUGAUCCAAAUGCAAAUGAAUGUUUCAUUUUUUAA